Molecule: messenger RNA, 2043 nt
Organism: Cyprinodon variegatus (sheepshead minnow)
Lineage: Eukaryota; Metazoa; Chordata; Actinopteri; Cyprinodontiformes; Cyprinodontidae
Gene: cdc42ep3
Product: cdc42 effector protein 3-like
Exons: 2
Coding region: 476-1543 (355 amino acids)
Source: RefSeq, a predicted model, not a curated record
GGGGGGAGUGAAACAAGAUGUAGGAGGAGACUGGACUCACUGCAGAAGGAAAAGGAGCCGGAGAGCAAGUCCAAAACAGCUGUCCAGCAGACGUCCCAGUCGUCAGAAGCGCAGCCCCUGGAGGUGGAUACAGAAGGCAGGACAGUGUCAACAAGCCACAGGAGCAGCACUGCAGCGUAACACACACAUAGAGACACACACUUCAUCCUGAGAAGAGGAGGCAUACCUGACAAGGACUCAGAUCUCGCCAUCCGAACAGCCGAGAAAAGUGGCCAUUGCUGAAAAUCACCAGCCCUGACUGACGAACCUCUGCCAGAUCGAUGCAGCAGCAGUUAUUUUUGAACUCCUCUAAGUGGCCUGUGUUUCUGAGAAUGUAACUGAAGCCCAUUUCCUGGGGAACCAUAACGUUCAGACCUGACGGAGCGUUUUCGGCCACCUUGUCCUACAAUCUGACUCAACCUCCAAAGAAACAGCCAUGCCUGCAAAAGCCCCCAUAUACCUGAAGCCGGCUAACAGCAAGAAGGGGAAAAAAUGUCGGCUGAGAGAUAUCUUGUCCCCUGACAUGAUCAGCCCACCACUUGGGGACUUUCGUCAUACCAUCCACAUCGGCAAAGGUGGGGAGAGAGACGCCUUUGGAGACAUGUCCUUCCUUCAGGGGAAGUAUGAGCUUCUACCUGGAAAAAAGGAUGUCCACCCUCAUUAUGGGACCCAAAAUGAGUACCUGCGAGCACACAGCACAGGUGAUGCCUCCUUUGCUGAGACCCCCUCACCAGUGCUCAAAAAUGCAAUCUCCCUUCCAACCAUCGGUGGAGGCCAGGCCCUCACUCUUCCACUGAUCUCCUCCACGGUUUUCCCCAUGACACCAGAUCCACUGGAGGACUUCAUGAGCCCGUCGUCUCCACUGAAAGCUGAAAAUCCUGAUGAGGUGGAGAUUCUGCAGAUGGACGCCCUGCUGAGGUCCAUGGAUGUCUUUGAAAGCGAGCCUUCGUCUCCUUUUACAGAGCUCCAGUCAAAACCUGACGUCCUCUUAGAUCUGCUGGAAGACACAAAAAAGUCGUCCAUGAAGGCGGUUGCUAAAGCUAACAUUUUAAACAAGAGUGAGGGCCGAUUUGACAAGCCACCGUCCUAUUACAUCAAUGGCCACACCGACAGCCUACGUAAAGCUAACGGGAGCUUGAACAGCAACACAAGCAGUGACAGCUACGACAGCUUCGAUAAUAAGGAGGACUUCCAGAAAAACAUCUGCAACCAAAACAGAAGUCUUACCAGCAAUGGCUACGGAUACUUCAGCAAUGACAUUAACCUUGGCUUUAAGGAGGAGCUCUCUAAGUGCAAUAAAGACUGGGUGGACAGGGACAGUGGUGUGGAAGAGGGCCGCAUAAGUGAUUUCGAGUUUGAGCUUUCCAAGGAGAAGAGUACCUCGCAGGAUUCCCUCUCCCAGAUCACGGGGUCGCUCCUCUCCCUUGAAUUGGAUCUGGGCCCAUCCAUCCUGGACGAUGUGCUCAACAUUAUGGAUAAACCUGCAGCAAAGAGCCGGCCUUAAGCUGCACUGUGGCGCCGUUCAAUUAAUAAGGGAAUUAUCAAAAUAUAGCCAUGUGGAGAGAAAGACUUAUGAGUAAUCAAAAUGGUGUCUGGAUAUAUCAUUGAGAUGAAAAUCAGCUACAGUAGACGAAGCUGCUUAUGUUUUUAUUGUCAAAACUUAUGACUAUUCUAGCUUCUAUGGAGUCUUUAUUUUUUUUCUUUGCUUUGUUUGCCAUCCCAGCAGCAUGUUCAUGAUGCAUGUGCUUUUUGUGUUACAGCUACAUCUCUGUUGUGCCUUUGAUUUCCAGCUACAAUAAACAUUUUACAUUGAUGUUGAUCUCUAGUCUGCAAAGACCUUGGAUUGGAUUCGUUUGAUUUUUUUUUUACUCAUCAUUAUCAGACUUGGAGAACGUAGAUCAUUCAUUUUCCAUUUAUUUAACAUUGCACUUUUUUUGUUCAUCACACAGUUCUUUGGUCUAUUUACUAUUUCACCAAACACUAUGCAUAUUUGUGUUGUUGACA